UUUGACUCAUCGGGCUUUGUCUCUCCAACCCGAAAAGUAGGAGUCAGAGAACGAAACGGCACUGUUGAGGUGAAGUCCAAUUUCGUAGCUCUUGCGUUUAGCAAAAACGGUGUCGUACGGAGAAAGAGGCUGCGUUUAAAGAUUGCAGAUUAGAGAAAACGCUGCUCACUCACUGCAGCUCCCUUGUUCACGUGGACCGGAGGGCGACAAACGCACGACGGAGGGUGACGGACGCGGUCUUUUCCGGCACGGUCUCUCUUCUGUCUUCGCUCUCCCUUUUCCGGCACGGCCCGAGGCGGUCUCACUUCUCUCACCCUUUUGCGACGAGGUCACCACUGUUUCUGUGUUUUCCGGCGAGGACUCUCAUCAUAUGGACAACUUACGUCAGGAGAAAGUUCAAAGAUUUGAAGAAUUUGUUGACAAACGCCUGAAACCUGAUCUUGUUCAUGCUAUUGCUCAGCGGGACAAGGUAUUUGAACAACAGAAAAUUUUUGCUGAUUUGGGAAAAAACAUUGAAAACCUAGAGAAGAAUAGUGUAACCAGUCUUAGAACUUUGGUCAAUCUUGGGUCUGAAGUAUACCUGCAGGCAGAAGUGCCAGAUACACAACACAUAUUUGUGGAUGUAGGAUUUGGAUUCCAUGUGGAGUUUACUUGGUCAGAAGCUCUGAACUACAUAGAAAAAAGGGAAGAAAAGAUAGCCAGGCAGAUAGAGGAGUACACCCAGUUGAUUGCAUCUAUUAAAGCUCAGAUUAAGCUUGUUUGUGAAGGGAUUCGAGAAUUACUGCAACUUCCAGCUGAGAAAUCCCUACCAGAACGGAUAUUUUGAUAAUUACUGAAGAAAUGCAUGUGAGCAGACCAGAGAUUGAUGUUUAUCUAGGGCGAAAGAUUGCAUCUCUUUCUCUGACCUUAUAUCAAAGUACAUGAAGAUAUAUUGAACGUCGUUAUGUUGUCUUGUUAACCUUUUUGUUAUGGUGUCCUGUGUUUGGUCUUGUGGCACUGUGAUGCCUCAAGGUUUAUUUUUGUUAGCCAUUAUGUUUAAACUCGAUGGUUAUGGGAAAUCAUUUGAAGAAUGGCUAGUUUAGUUUUGCAUUCAAAUAAUUUGAGAAAAACAUAGCUAAUGUAUUCGCAUAAAUGCUAGCGGAAAGUUUGAUAAUGGAAGAUGGCAGUUGCUUCCUGCACCUCCAUAAUUUCUAACAUUCUAA
This is a messenger RNA of Glycine soja, 1202 nucleotides long. Its product is annotated as protein UXT homolog. Gene Ontology annotation, cellular component: mediator complex; chromatin. The coding region runs from base 371 to 826 and encodes 151 amino acids. Gene Ontology annotation, molecular function: transcription coregulator activity. The transcript has 8 exons. The record is from RefSeq and is a predicted model, not a curated record. Gene Ontology annotation, biological process: positive regulation of transcription by RNA polymerase II. Lineage: Eukaryota; Viridiplantae; Streptophyta; Magnoliopsida; Fabales; Fabaceae.